Ciona intestinalis (vase tunicate) is the source of this 2970-nucleotide messenger RNA. The record is from RefSeq. Lineage: Eukaryota; Metazoa; Chordata; Ascidiacea; Phlebobranchia; Cionidae.
AUAUGACUGAAAUUUCACGCGAUACUCAACUAGUGCACUGUGUUGAUCUCGAUUCUAAAUUCAUCGGCUACGAAUAACCUUCUUUUACGUCACCACUGUAUAAUCUACUCGACGACCCCAACUGACGUCAUAAAUUCGUGACGUCACUGCAAAGUUUCAAGAUAUUCUAACACGUUAUUAUGGAAAGCCCCGAUCUUCAGAGGGAAACUCCCAGUCCGGUGACGUCAGAGGAAAUGACGUUGAAAUCCGGCAUCGACACAGGCCACGUUAAGCGACCAAUGAAUGCAUUCAUGGUUUGGUCGCGAGGACAACGACGAAAAAUGGCCCAAGAAAAUCCAAAAAUGCAUAACUCCGAGAUCUCAAAGAGACUCGGUGCUUCGUGGAAGCUUCUCAACGAGUGCGAGAAGCGGCCAUUCAUCGACGAAGCAAAACGUCUCCGUGCUCUUCAUAUGAAGGAACAUCCGGACUACAAAUACAGACCCCGGAGGAAACCCAAAAGCCUCAUCAAGCCAAAAGAUCGCUUUGCUUUUCCUCUCUUCCCAAGCUCGGGAAUGAGUUCUCCAACACACGACGCAUCCACCGUAUCAUUAGCCAUACAACAGGCAGCAGCUGCUGCUCAUCUCAACAUGGACCCUAUUGUGGUGGAGAAGGCAAGAGCUGCGGCGGCCGCCGCGUUUUACUCGACGUCACAAUCCUUAACGACGACUUCAUUCCCAAGUCUGAACCCCCUCAGUAUGACGUCACAAUCGAACGCAGUUAGCCUCGCAGCAGCCAUCACUCAAAGCAGGCUUGCAGCUGUUGCAGCGGCACGUGACCUAGGUACACCAAACUCGAUGUACUCACCAUCCAACGGUCUCUACUCUCCUCCUGCUACUACAGGCGCCUCCCGAUGUGGAUCACUACUUCACUCGCCUCCGUCUCCAGGAGCAGCAGCCAUGGCAGCCGCUGUUAUGAACAGCGCUUAUGUGAUGAACACACCAGGUGCUGGCUCGUGGUCGCCUUCCCUGCCAAGCCCAACCCUAUCAAUGCAGAAUCCCUUUGCCUACAUACUGGUGCCAGGGUCUUCGCCCUUCCCAGCCAGCCCGCUAAAAAGUGGACUCGACUACUUUUCCCCGCUUCCCUUACCGGCGAUGUAGGCGGGCGGAAAUCCGCCGAAAAGACCGGGCUCGGUCGGUAACCAGCAAGUUCCUCUGAUCGCGCGUGCGGCAAAGGCGAGGCGAAUUCUUCUACAGGAUAGACGCUAAAUAUCUGCUCUCGGAUCAGCCAAUAAGUUUCCAAUAUUGUACUUGUGUAAACAGGUGGUGUUUAUAACCUUUCGCUACGAUCCCAACUUACUGGGCUACUCGACUCGAAUACUAACAAUCGCGGUACGAUAUUACUCGUUGUGGAAUCACAAGGGUGAAUUUUAAAUGACGCGUGGUCCGAGGUCAAGUGCUUAAAGUUUUAUUGAAGGCGCGUGCCGUUGUCUGCCUACAGUCCUUAUUGAAGGUUUAGCAUAUAAACAUGUCGGUUGCCAAAACACUGGUAUACAGUCGCCUGGCAGCGUCGUGUGUAAUCAAAAUGCUUUUUGCCUUCAAGUGCGUCCAUAUUACCAACGCGCAUUAUGAUUGCCGUGCCGAAAUGAAUUUUAACCACAAGACCUUCAGGCCACCUUCUAUAUUACUGUGUCCUCGACAAAGCGUUCUGCGCUGAUAAUAACCUCUUUUUGGUGGGUGACAUUUUUUGCUUCAAUCUUGUUCAUUAUCUCAGUGUUUAUUUACUACCCGCUAUUCCGCGCUAUUUGCAAGCAGGCUCCAACUUAAUUCUUGGCCAGCUUUCUCUGUACAAAGCCACGCGAAUAAUCGGAUGAAUGCGAAUCAGCGCUUGUAAAUCGACCUUGAAUUAACCCAUAACGUGCGCGGGACUCCUUUGUUUCGCAUUUUGUUAUCAACACGUCAAAGCUACUUACACAAUCUCACCGAAGAGAAUCUGGAAAGGCAUGCCAUACCACACCAAACCAACGCGAUGCACCAUCGACUAGAGGUCGACUGUUUGUUGUGUGCACCAAUGGCCACACCUAAACGCGGUUACUUGCUUUGCACGAACAUCGGCGCGCUGAGGUCGCUUUUAAUUCAAUUACCGUCAGGCGCUGAACUUCGCCGUUCCGCUACACCGCUCAUGCACACAUCUCCGCUUAUUUUCCGCCGUAAACAUUCAUCUUCAGCGGAGUUGCGAAUUCACUUUUAACCGACGACCUGUUUCAAAAACCUUAAUUUUUUAAGGGGGAAGACAUCAUUGUGCAAGGACGCGAUAUCGCACUAGAUACCGGUGUGGAUUUUCGGGCUAAUCCUCGAAUAAUUCCGUUGCGUCGUUCACCGGCUGAUACGCGGCCUACGAUUUAUUAUUCCCGAAUAAGUGCCUUUGUUACAGCUCAAAGCGCGUUCGACGGAUAGGAGGUUUAAGUUACAGCUUUAUGACAUCACAGACACCACAAGUUCGAUCAGUUCGCUCGUGGAAUACGCCCGCGGCGUCCAAGCGCUCGAAAUCUGUUUAUUUUUACAAAGAAGAGCGAAAUGCCCCAAAAGCGUCGCAGCCUUCGCACGCAAUCCGUCGCCUCGGUCGAUUUUAAUUAAUAUGAAUCACCGGCGUUGAUUAGAACUUACCGCGGCGAUUGAGUGCGAUUAUCCUCGCCGAAUUUGUUCUUGUCACGCGAUCCAGUUCGGUAAAACAAUACAGGCACUAUCGCGCCCGCGUAACAAUUACCAUCAUUGCAAUUAUCUUUACCGCGCUUUAGCUCUCUUCAGAUCAUUAUAACGGUAACACUUUAACCCUUUGAACCGCUUAUAAUACAUCAGCCUGCGUUUUUUUUUCUGUUUUAAACCCCGCUGCUACCAAUAUGCUGCAACAAAAUCUCUCGUACUUCCGAACAAGUCGAAUUUUUAUUUAAAUCUUAUUUUCUUUCUGCCGACGAUGUUUUGAAUAACGAAAAAA